This is a messenger RNA of Vicia faba (fava bean), 1353 nucleotides long. The record is from the annotation of a GenBank genome assembly. Lineage: Eukaryota; Viridiplantae; Streptophyta; Magnoliopsida; Fabales; Fabaceae.
AUGCGUGAGAUUCUUCACAUCCAGGGAGGACAAUGCGGGAACCAAAUCGGAGCCAAGUUUUGGGAGGUUGUGUGCGCGGAGCACGGGAUCGACUCCACCGGAAGGUACCAAGGGAACACUGAAAUGCAACUCGAGCGAGUUAACGUGUACUACAAUGAAGCGAGUUGUGGAAGAUUCGUACCUCGAGCUGUGCUCAUGGAUCUGGAGCCUGGGACUAUGGACAGUGUCAGAUCUGGUCCGUACGGACAGAUUUUCCGGCCGGAUAAUUUCGUUUUUGGACAGUCCGGUGCCGGAAAUAACUGGGCAAAAGGUCACUAUACUGAGGGAGCUGAGUUGAUUGACUCGGUCCUUGAUGUUGUGAGGAAGGAGGCAGAAAAUUGUGACUGUCUUCAAGGGUUUCAGGUUUGCCACUCCCUUGGUGGUGGAACUGGUUCUGGAAUGGGUACACUUUUGAUUUCCAAGAUCAGAGAAGAAUACCCUGAUCGAAUGAUGCUUACUUUCUCCGUUUUCCCAUCUCCUAAGGUAUCUGAUACAGUUGUUGAACCUUAUAACGCUACACUUUCAGUCCACCAACUUGUUGAGAACGCCGAUGAAUGUAUGGUUUUGGAUAAUGAAGCUCUCUAUGACAUUUGCUUCCGCACCCUUAAACUCACCACUCCAAGCUUUGGAGAUUUAAACCAUUUAAUUUCAGCCACAAUGAGUGGUGUUACAUGUUGUCUUCGAUUCCCUGGUCAAUUGAACUCAGAUCUUCGCAAACUGGCAGUGAACCUAAUUCCUUUCCCUCGUUUGCAUUUCUUUAUGGUGGGUUUUGCCCCACUCACUUCCCGUGGCUCACAGCAGUACAGAGCUCUCACUGUACCUGAGCUGACCCAACAGAUGUGGGAUUCCAAGAACAUGAUGUGCGCUGCUGAUCCUCGCCAUGGUCGUUAUUUGACAGCAUCUGCCAUGUUCCGUGGUAAGAUGAGCACGAAGGAGGUUGAUGAGCAGAUGAUCAAUGUCCAGAACAAGAAUUCAUCAUACUUUGUUGAAUGGAUUCCCAACAAUGUGAAAUCAACCGUCUGUGAUAUCCCUCCAACUGGUCUUAAAAUGGCUUCUACGUUCAUUGGUAACUCAACAUCUAUUCAAGAGAUGUUUAGGAGGGUGAGUGAGCAAUUCACAGCUAUGUUCCGUAGAAAAGCUUUCUUGCAUUGGUACACUGGAGAGGGUAUGGAUGAGAUGGAGUUUACUGAAGCAGAGAGUAACAUGAAUGAUCUUGUUUCUGAGUACCAGCAGUACCAAGACGCUACUGCAGAUGAAGAGGGGUAUGACUAUGAAGAUGAGGAAGAGGUUCAGGAGGAGGGAGAGGAAGUUUGA